Molecule: messenger RNA, 5097 nt
Organism: Uranotaenia lowii
Lineage: Eukaryota; Metazoa; Arthropoda; Insecta; Diptera; Culicidae
Gene: lin
Product: protein lines
Exons: 2
Coding region: 991-3879 (962 amino acids)
Source: RefSeq, a predicted model, not a curated record
UAGCAAAAAAAUCGUGUGUGUCAGGAACGGUUCGUCGCUGUUGAGUUUUUCGGAAAAUUUUGUACAAUAUCGGCCCGGAACCCGUUCGAAUCUGCAAGUAAUCUAAAGUGUACGGUCCGCGGUACUUCCGGUGAUAGUUGGAUUGUGUCCGGGUGCUGGCUAAAGGGGUCAAAACAGUUCGGAAAGCUGCAACAAAAUCUCGUAAGCCUGGAAGCUGCGCACCAAUACUGCCUUGCACACGCACGUAAAUCUGGAUCGCGUAAACGAGUCCUCAGGAGAGCUUGGAAACCGAGAAUUUCGGAAGCAACAAGUGGCUAAAACGGAGUGUGGGAUUUGGUGGUCAAAAGUCCGGAAAAAGUGAAUGUUAUUGUUAGCGGAAGUUCCGAUUCAGGGCAGAGAACGAUUCUGUCCGCAUUUCGGUGAACAAUUUCGUCGAAAUAACGCUUUGAGGGGAAAAUAUUUUCAGAAGUGCUACUGGUUUUGACAUUUCGACUGGGAAUUGAUGUUGGAUUUUGGGUCUGUUACCAAUACUAGUGAGAGCUCACGGAACGGGUUUUUUUGGAAGUUUUGAUCCCCACGGGCGGAUCUUGCACCAACACUUGAGGAUCGGAAGAAUCGUAUUAGGUUUAUGAUUUCGUAUUGGAAGUUUUAUGCUACGCUGAUUGAUUUUGGAGCUGUAGGAUUGGCAUAGCAGUUGGCGCGGAUUCCGUGAAACUAGGAUCAGCCGCCUUAACUGAAGGAUACUUGAGGGGCUGAAACGGAUUAGGUGCAGUUGAUGCUUUCUAGAAUCGGUUGAAUGAAAUUUAUUCUGAAGAUUUCAAACAUGCACAAACUCACGGCAGCAUUUUCACUGCACCGGUCGCACAUUCGGGCGACGCAAGAUUGAACACGCAUCGUGGGACCAAGGUGUGAUUCCGAGACGUCCCUGAAGCAUAUUUUAUUCAGAUAAUUCGCCACACACACAACAACAACAAAAAACUGACGCCGCACAUGGUUCUCCAGAACGAAAAGUCCGGUUCAGCAGCCAUCGGCUGUUGUGGUGGUGGUGGCAGUGCUGGUACAAGCGCUAGUGGAUCCAGUAACAGCUUGUUGGGAGCGAUUUCCGGUUCCGAUAAUGACGGUGGGUCAACGACGGCGACCGGUUCCAUCAUCAUGUCUGCUGGUGGAGGAAGUUCGUCGUCAGCAUCAGGAGGCGGUGGAGGUAGCAACGAACAACCGGUGAUCAAACGGCAGCGGAUAGAAAGCUCUAGCGAUCAUCAUCAUCCUCCGCCGGAUGUGGUGGAUAGCAGUAGUGGUGUUGUUGGAGGAGGGCUUGGAUUGAAUACCACCGGAAGCAGUACGGCUAGCUCCAGUGGCAAUUCGUCGAACGGAUCGAAUUCCCUGGUGGCUUCGACAUGUUCCAGUUCGACGUCGUUAUCUUCGUCACCUCCAACGACUUGUUCCUCAUCAGGCGCUUCCAGCUCUGGCGGUGGUGGCAGUUUAGUAGAGAAGGCGCUCGGGAAUGAGGGAAGAUCCAGUGUCGGUGGUUCAGAUGAGGAUUUGAUUCUGAAACAGGUGCAAGAUUAUCAGGCCUUGUUUCAAGAAGCCAUUGCCAACCAGUGUUUGUGCGGUUUGGACACUAGCGUACUGCUGAUGUCCUUCCAGUCGUAUCAUGUGCAAGUGGGCGGAUUGAUUGGAGAUCGGAGUAGAGGACGAGGCGGUGGACUGAUGAGGCAACUGUUGCCGCUUAUCGAGUGGCCAUUCGAUUAUUUGCUGAAGUUUCUAUCAAACGUGCAGCUACUAUUCGAUACGUACUUGAAGCAGAACAUCAAGGGUAACAUCUGUUCCGGAGUAAUGGAUCUGUGCAAUUAUCUGAUCCGGAGCGAGCAUCAGAACCCAGAAACGGAUUUUGUUUCGAUGAACAUAGAUGAGAUUAUAGGUCUUUGUAAUUAUAAUAAUAAGUUUAUCAACUACUUGUCGGGAAGGAUAUUGUCCUCGUUUUUAAUUAUCAUUAAGGAUGAUCUGGACGAUCGAUGGCUCGAGAAGAUUGUGGCAAAUCUUUUUGAUUUCAACCAACUAGACAUAUUAGCGGUUAAGAAGAUAAACUUUAGUCUAGAUAUCAUUAAACAGAUAGUAGAAUGGAGAGAUGAGGCAGAGCACCCGCUGGAGGAAGAUAUGCAUGGUCAACCUGCGAGUGGUUUCAGUGGUAACAAUCCUGGACCGUUCAGCUCAGGGGUAACGUUUCAUCCGCCUCCUCUGGAAAAUAAUUACUUCGCAACUCACUAUAGCUCGCAACAACCUUCAACGAGUACCAGUAACCUGUUCAGUCCACCAAACGCCUCUUCGCCAAAUUCGAAAUCGGAUACGUCACCUACGAUGGAUCAUUCGCAUUCGGUUGGGCACAUUUCCCCGCAAGAUCAAUCAUUCCCACCGGCAGCCUCUCAUCUUGGUCAGCUAUGUCAUAUUAUUACCCUGACGGAUUCGGAAAGUUUCGACACCUCACGAAUUAAGUGCGAAACCAUAUCGAUACUGGGUAACAAAUGGCCAGCCCUGGUUAAGAACAUAAGCGUUAUGAUCCGUGCCGUUUCCCAACCUCAACACGCACAAACUCUAACAGCUGUUGCUACCGAAACCUGCAUCCUAACUUUCCUACAGCUAUGGGAGAGCAUAAUCAGUGUGAAGGCCAAUCUUUCGGUGGUGGAAACGCAACCGUUCCAAUCGCAGCUGGAUCAUUUUCAGUUGUUGCUUCUUUCGACCAAAAACUCUGUUAUCUACAAGCAGAUGUUGUCCCUGUUCAAUGAAGCUCUCUGCUAUGGAAGCACGUUGGCGUUACAGGAUUUCAUACCGGAAGAGGUUGGAAGUCUUGCUCACAAUGUAGUUCGUUCCGUCAAGGAUCAUCGGAUAUUGGAUAAAAUGCCCAAAAGUACGUAUUCCAGUCCGUUGGGUUUUGUCGGAUACCGGGGACAAUUGUUGCGCUACCAGGAUGAUCGAUUAUCGUUGGAUCAGGAUCAAAGCGGUAGAGCCAAUCCUGCGGCUGCUGGCCCUCAGCCUGGUAGUUCAACUAGUAGUAGUAGUAGCGGCCCAAGUAGUGCUGUUAAUACUCACAGUAAUAGUUCCCGCUUCGACCGGACGUUGAUGCAAAAAAUGGCUCUAUUGGUGCUAAAAGCCGUUGCCGUUAUCGUAAAAGAGAUCCGCUGCGACUCUAGCGAUUCAAGUGUGGACAGCAGCGAUUUUGAUAUGCAGGAAAUACAGAUGAUAGAGCGUAGCAUACGGGAUGUGGUUAAAAAGCUAGAAAUAUUCCUCAAAAUUCAGCUCGAAUUUCAUCCGGACAAUCACUUCAGCAAAGUGUUAAUACACCUUUUCGACGACCAGGACGACUAUCUCGUGGAAGCCAUGGUGUGUACGCUGGACGUCACAUCUGGAAUCUCGUUUCGCAACAAUGCUUUCCCCGAACUCAUUGCCAUCCUCAAUCCAGUGUACACUUUCAUCGAAUUUUCCAACCUGGGACCGAACAUUACCAGACUCUUUCUGGAUCUGCUGAUCAGCACCGAAACCUGUUUCCUGCUGUAUUUGCUGCGAUUUCUGAAGUACAUCCGCCAGAACUGGUCCAUGUUCACGGCCAGCUGUCUAACGUACUACCAGCACAACAGCUACAACAAUCCGGCGGCAACGACGUUGCUGCAAAGCGUUCGUAGCAAUAGUGGGGGUGGUCCCAGUAACAUCGUCCUGAACAACAACUCUAACAACGUAAUCUUGGACAGCGUCAUGACGGUGCUGAUCAGUUUGCGGCUACAAAUCAGUCGACUUGUUGCCGAUACACUUUUCCCGUACAACAUUGGACCGAUUCUGCGGUUGAUUGAAAACUGUGAGAGUCUGUACGAAGGUAACGAGCUGAGUUGAGAGUUUCGCCAAGAAAACAAUGGAGUCGAAAGUACGGUAAAUAAGCUACGGGACAAGAAGAUUUUAUUUUAUCCUUUCCGGUUCAAAAUUAUACAAAAUUUUUAUAAAUACCGUUAAAUACCGUCGCUUCUGUUAACUUCGUUUAAAAUUAUAAAAUUAUAAACUCAAAUCAAUUUACUCAAUCAAAUUAAGGAGAUUAUUUAUUUACAUAUCCCUUUAAAGCUCUGAUUUCAAUCUUGAACCUUGAUUCUUGAUUCUCGAUUCUUGAUUUCUGAUUCUUUUGAUUUUAGUCCUUUUACUUUGCUUACUACCCUAAUUUCAAGCUAAACCCAUCGUUUCGAUGCUCCGUAUUUAACUUCUUAUCAGAUUUUCUUUUAUUAAUUGUAAAUCACAAAAUUUCUCUCGCGAAAAUUCAGAUAAAACACCAUUCGGUUUAAAAUUAUCGGAAAAAUUCCUCUAUUAAAAAUUAUUAUAAGUUCAAAAUUAUCGUUAAGUAAGCGAGAGUUCCAAAUUUUAAUUUUGCGACAAUAAAUUGACACAUAAAGAAGAAGUGCCUUACGUACAUAACCUUAAUGCUUCCAACAAGUUCCAGUACAUUUUACACACAGUGAUUGAUAGAGAUACAAUGUAUGUAAUUUGUGAGUGUGAGAGAUGGAAAAAGAUUUUAGACAAUAGCUGUAUAAACUAGGUAGGUAGCAGUAACUAACGAAUGAGACGUUCCAUUUAGCUAUGCGCAGACUGAUUUUUUUAAAAUGCAAACACAAUGAAAAAAACCGUGUACAGACUUUGAAUGUUGUACAGCUAGGCACAGUGGAAGGAUGACAAAUUUGAAAAAAAAAGUCAAGUUAAUCAAAAUUUUAACGUUCGUUUUAAUUUAAGCGUAAAAUCAAAAGUGUCCUGUUUGUUGAAGGAAUGUUUUAUUUAUGUCUAGGUUAAGAUAUUCGCGGCUUUCUUUGCUGAUCGAGAUAAUUUAUAUCGUUUGUGGAAAAAAAACUCCGUGUUUUGUACAGUUGUACACAUUUUAGGCGAGCAACCAUAGCAGAUACCGGCAUCAGAGUAUUUGCUGGAUCGGUUAGUUUUAAGGUUACAACCUGCAUAGAUUUACAGAAAAACAAAGCAUUGUGUAAAGUAAUUUAUAUUUGAAAAAAAUCCAUCCCGCCUCCCUUCUUAUACUUGUACAGAUGACCUGCAAAUAAAAAGCUAUUUAAUUUUCUUGAA